Dermacentor silvarum is the source of this 696-nucleotide messenger RNA. Its product is annotated as microtubule-associated protein RP/EB family member 2-like. Gene Ontology annotation, biological process: regulation of microtubule polymerization or depolymerization; spindle assembly; protein localization to microtubule plus-end. The transcript has a single exon. The record is from RefSeq and is a predicted model, not a curated record. NCBI's taxonomy places the organism in Eukaryota, Metazoa, Arthropoda, Arachnida, Ixodida, Ixodidae. Gene Ontology annotation, molecular function: microtubule plus-end binding. Gene Ontology annotation, cellular component: microtubule plus-end; spindle midzone; microtubule organizing center. Bases 1 to 696 code for a protein of 231 amino acids.
AUGGCAAGCGCGAAAAAGAAGAUACCUUGCAUCGACGUGUCGCCCGCGAAGGCCACAAAAGACACGGUGAGCCGAUUAGAACUGUUCGCUUGGUUUAAUAGGAUUCUGGGCACCGCCAUCUGGAAAGUCAACCACCUGGCAUCGGGCGAUGCCUAUUGCAUGAUGAUGGCUAAGGCCUUCCCGGGCUGCUUGCCUACAGGCAAGGUUAUCUUGGAGGCAGUAACCGUACGAGAACGAAUGAAAAAUAUGGAGUUGCUAGCGAGGGGUUUACAAGUUCUCGGUGUCAAGAAGAACGUAGACUGGGAACUACUGGCUGAGGGCCGCAAUGAAGAUAAUAUCAAGUUUGCCCAGUGGCUCAAGAAGCUAGUCGACGCGAACACUGGCGUAAACACAUCGCUCAUUGGCUGGAAGGAACAUCAGACAAGGGCCGACGCAACGAAAUGGAGCGGCCCACCGCAGGCUUCCGGGGGCACCCGCAAAACUCGAGCAUGCACUGCUCAAAAACGAAACACUGUUCAACCCGCAGGUCUUUCGGUGAACGAACUAGAGAAGCAACAGACCGAACUUCAGGAGAAAGCUGACAAGCUAAAGAAGGAAGUUCAGAAGCAACGAGUGAAACUGCAGAGAAUUCGGCAACUUUACCAAGAAUACGAAGCUAAGCACGGAGCCAUGGCGCCGCUUAUGAGUGUUAUGUAG